CCGGAAGCGCGCGCCGGGUGGUGGCCGCGGCGAGUGUCUCGCGCUCCCUUGGCGCCCCCGGCGCCCUCGCCCGUCCCCGGCGCGGCCAUGGCGCGGAGCCUCGCCUGCUGGCUGGGCGGCUGCCUGCUGGUGUCAGCAUCGGGGCUGGUGCCACCUCCUGAAAAUGUCAGAAUGAAUUCAGUUAAUUUCAAGAACAUUCUACAGUGGACGUCGCCUGUUUUUCAUAAAGGGAAUCUGACUUUCACAACUCAGUACCAAAGUUAUAGGAAAUUCCAAGAUAAAUGCAAGAGCAUUACCUCGACCCAAUGCGACUUCUCAAAUCUUUCCAAGUAUGGCGACCACAUCUUGAGAGUCAGGUCUGAAUUUGCAGAUGAAUAUUCAGACUGGGUGAACAUCUCCUUCUGCCCUGUGGAUGACACCAUUAUUGGACCUCCUGCAGUGCAGGUAGAAGCACUUGCUGAUUCUUUACACAUGCAAUUCUUUGCUCCCCAAAUUGAGAAUGAACCAGAAACAUGGACCAUGAAGAACAUUUAUUCCUCAUGGACUUACAAUGUGCACUAUUGGAAAAAUGGAACUGAUAAGAAGUUUCAAACUACUCUUCAGUUUGACUCUGGGGUCCUCAGAAACCUGGAGCCCUGGACAACUUACUGCAUUCAAGUUCAAGCAUUUCUUCUUGUUCGGAACAAAACUGGGGAAUGGAGUGAGCCUGUGUGUGAGCGAACAAUGGAGGAAACAACCCUUUCCUGGGUGGUGGCCGUCGUGCUGAUAGCUUCGGUCUUCGUGGUGUUGCUGACGUUCCUCGGCUGCUCGGUCUCCCUGUGGUACAUUUACAAGAAGACCAAGUACACCUUCUCCCCUGGGAAUUCACUUCCACAGCACCUGAAAGAGUUUCUGGGCAACCCCCAUCACAGCAAGCUUCUGUUCUUCUCCUUCCCACUCUCGGAUGAGAACGAAGUUUUUGACAAAUUAAGUGUCAUUUCCGAAGACUGUGAAAGCAGCAAGCAGAAUCCUGGUGACAGCUGCAGCUUUGGGACUCCAUCUGGGCCAGGACCCCCAGAGCUCAUUUCCAAGGAGGAGACUCAUUUCCAAGGAGGAGACCCGUACGGGGACUCCCCACUUCUCUCAUCUGCCUCAGAGGGUGAUCAGAGUGACUGCCUGAGGAAGCCCCAGAUCUAGAACUCCUACACGUGGACUUGUCCAAGGAGCUGAGCUUUGAAGGCUCAGGUGGCAGAAAUACUCCAUCCUGUGAAC
Urocitellus parryii (Arctic ground squirrel) is the source of this 1251-nucleotide messenger RNA. It is a transcript of the gene Il10rb, whose product is annotated as interleukin 10 receptor subunit beta. Gene Ontology annotation, biological process: blood coagulation; cytokine-mediated signaling pathway. NCBI's taxonomy places the organism in Eukaryota, Metazoa, Chordata, Mammalia, Rodentia, Sciuridae. Gene Ontology annotation, cellular component: plasma membrane. The record is from RefSeq and is a predicted model, not a curated record. Gene Ontology annotation, molecular function: interleukin-10 receptor activity; protein binding.